UGCAGACCUUCAAGCAUGAGUGAGCAUAGAUGUCACGGUGUGAGGGCACGUGAGGUCUGUGAAGAGCUGUGUCUGACGUGUGGGCUUCACAGAGGAAGAGCUCACAGCCAUGGGAAGAUACUCUCUGGGGACCUUCAGCUGCACCUUGACAUCUUUUGUUCCCCCAGGGAACGGGAGUCCCCAGCUGAGGUCGGCCGUGAGUACUCACCUGCAGCCACCACUGCGGAAAAUGGGGGCGGCAAGAAAAAACAGAAAGAGAAGGAGCUGGAUGAGCUGAAGAAGGAGGUGGCCAUGGACGACCACAAGCUGUCCUUGGAUGAGCUGGGCCGCAAGUACCAAGUGGAUCUGUCCAAGGGCCUCACCAACCAGCGGGCCCAGGACAUUCUGGCUCGGGAUGGACCCAAUGCCCUCACCCCACCCCCGACCACCCCUGAGUGGGUCAAGUUCUGUCGCCAGCUUUUCGGGGGCUUCUCCAUCCUGCUGUGGAUUGGGGCCAUCCUCUGCUUCCUGGCCUACGGCAUCCAGGCUGCCAUGGAGGAUGAACCAUCCAAUGACAAUCUGUAUCUGGGCGUGGUGCUGGCAGCUGUGGUCAUUGUCACUGGCUGCUUCUCCUACUACCAGGAGGCCAAGAGCUCCAAAAUCAUGGAUUCCUUCAAGAACAUGGUGCCUCAGCAAGCCCUCGUGGUGCGGGAAGGAGAGAAGAUGCAGAUCAAUGCGGAGGAGGUGGUGGUGGGAGACCUGGUGGAGGUGAAGGGUGGAGACCAAGUGCCUGCUGACCUCCGGAUCAUCUCUUCUCACGGCUGUAAGGUGGAUAACUCAUCCCUAACAGGCGAGUCGGAGCCCCAGACCCGCUCCCCCGAGUUCACGCACGAGAACCCCCUGGAGACCCGCAAUAUCUGUUUCUUCUCUACCAACUGCGUGGAAGGCACUGCCAGGGGCAUCGUGAUUGCCACAGGUGACCGGACGGUGAUGGGCCGCAUAGCCACUCUGGCCUCAGGCCUGGAGGUCGGGCGGACACCCAUAGCCAUGGAGAUUGAGCAUUUCAUCCAGCUGAUCACAGGGGUGGCUGUGUUCCUGGGGGUAUCCUUCUUCGUGCUGUCCCUCAUCCUGGGCUACAGCUGGCUGGAGGCAGUCAUCUUCCUCAUCGGCAUCAUCGUGGCCAACGUGCCUGAGGGGCUGCUGGCCACUGUCACUGUGUGUCUGACCCUGACAGCCAAACGCAUGGCUCGGAAGAACUGCCUGGUGAAGAACCUGGAGGCGGUGGAGACGCUGGGCUCCACCUCCACCAUCUGCUCCGACAAGACGGGCACCCUCACCCAGAACCGCAUGACCGUGGCCCACAUGUGGUUUGACAACCAGAUCCAUGAGGCCGACACCACAGAAGAUCAGUCUGGGGCCACUUUCGACAAACGAUCCCCCACGUGGACCGCCCUGUCCCGGAUUGCUGGUCUCUGCAACCGUGCUGUCUUCAAGGCAGGGCAGGAGAACAUCUCUGUGUCUAAGCGGGACACAGCUGGUGAUGCCUCCGAGUCAGCUCUGCUCAAGUGCAUUGAGCUGUCCUGUGGCUCCGUGAGGAAGAUGAGGGAUAGAAACCCCAAGGUGGCGGAGAUCCCUUUCAACUCAACCAAUAAGUACCAGCUGUCCAUCCACGAGAGAGAAGACAGCCCCCAGAGCCACGUGCUGGUGAUGAAGGGGGCCCCCGAGCGCAUCCUGGACCGGUGCUCCUCCAUCUUGGUGCAGGGCAAGGAGGUCCCUCUGGACAAGGAGAUGCAAGACGCCUUCCAGAAUGCCUACCUGGAGCUGGGAGGACUGGGGGAGCGAGUGCUAGGCUUCUGUCAACUGAAUCUGCCUUCUGGAAAGUUUCCUCGGGGCUUCAAAUUCGACACAGAUGAGCUGAACUUUCCCACGGAGAAGCUCUGCUUCGUGGGGCUCAUGUCCAUGAUUGACCCUCCACGGGCUGCCGUGCCGGACGCUGUGGGCAAGUGCCGGAGUGCAGGCAUCAAGGUCAUCAUGGUGACCGGGGACCACCCUAUCACAGCCAAGGCCAUUGCCAAAGGUGUGGGUAUCAUAUCAGAGGGCAACGAGACGGUGGAGGACAUUGCAGCCCGGCUCAACAUUCCCGUCAGCCAAGUCAACCCCAGAGAAGCCAAGGCGUGUGUGGUGCACGGCUCUGACCUGAAGGACAUGACGUCAGAGCACCUGGACGAGAUCCUCAAGAACCACACGGAGAUUGUCUUUGCCCGGACGUCUCCUCAGCAGAAGCUCAUCAUCGUGGAGGGCUGUCAGAGGCAGGGAGCCAUCGUGGCGGUGACAGGGGACGGGGUGAACGACUCCCCCGCGCUGAAGAAGGCGGACAUCGGCAUUGCCAUGGGCAUCGCUGGCUCUGACGUGUCUAAGCAGGCAGCCGACAUGAUCCUGCUGGACGACAACUUUGCCUCCAUCGUCACGGGUGUGGAGGAGGGCCGCCUGAUCUUUGACAACCUGAAGAAAUCCAUCGCCUACACCCUGACCAGCAACAUCCCCGAGAUCACCCCCUUCCUGCUGUUCAUCAUCGCCAACAUCCCCCUGCCUCUGGGCACUGUGACCAUCCUCUGCAUUGACCUGGGCACUGACAUGGUCCCUGCCAUCUCCUUGGCCUAUGAGGCAGCUGAGAGUGACAUCAUGAAGCGGCAGCCGAGAAACCCGCAGACAGACAAGCUGGUGAACGAGAGGCUAAUCAGCAUGGCCUAUGGACAGAUCGGGAUGAUCCAGGCGCUGGGUGGCUUCUUCACCUACUUCGUGAUCCUGGCAGAGAAUGGUUUCCUGCCUUCACGGCUGCUGGGAAUCCGCCUCGACUGGGACGACCGGUCCAUGAAUGACCUAGAGGACAGCUACGGACAGGAGUGGACCUAUGAGCAGCGCAAGGUGGUGGAGUUCACGUGCCACACGGCCUUCUUCGCCAGCAUCGUGGUCGUGCAGUGGGCUGACCUCAUCAUCUGCAAGACCCGCCGCAACUCAGUCUUCCAGCAGGGCAUGACGAACAAGAUUCUGAUUUUUGGGCUCCUGGAGGAGACAGCACUGGCGGCCUUUCUGUCUUACUGCCCGGGCAUGGGUGUGGCCCUGCGCAUGUACCCGCUCAAGGUCACUUGGUGGUUCUGCGCCUUCCCCUACAGUCUCCUCAUCUUCAUCUACGAUGAGGUCCGAAAGCUGAUCCUGCGGCGAUAUCCAGGUGGCUGGGUGGAGAAGGAGACAUACUACUGAGCCCGUUGGAAAGAAGAGUCAAGCAUGGGAAAGACGGGGGGCCCUGAAGGUGUCGCAGGGAUGGCGUUGGGGAGGGGUGGAAAACAGUGGGGUGGCAUUUGGGGAGAAGACUUGGGGCGAGAGAAUGAGGCAACUCAGCAGGCCGAGUUGCGGGCAGUGGGUAAUUCAGCUUGGGGUGAUUUUGCCCCAGGGGCCCAUCUAGGAGCAAUCAGCCCAGACACUACAUGUCAGGGGUCCCUCCCCAGAUCCUGCCCCACUCCACUCCACGUGCUGUCUAUCUUACCUGAGGAACCGAGGGGUCCCCAGCCCUCCCCGGUCCCUGUUCCUUCACCCCCACCUCCCACUAGAACAGAUCAACACCAAAAGGCAGGGAUCUGUCUAGACCAGGAGGAGAACUGUCUCAGAUCACCAGUGCCCCUUUAUCUCUCCAACCUCACCCCACUCCCCACCUUCACCCCUCAUUUGCUUCCUGCCCAGCUCUGUCCCCUGCUUCCCCCUCAGACCUGGAAAUCACAAAUGGUGCCUCCUGGUGAGUGCUAGGGCCUGAGGCUAGAAAGGGAAGCCAGCCGGUUGGAGAAGCAAGCCUGUCUCCCAGUCAAAGCCAUUUAGGAAGCGCCAGAGGAGAGCUGGGCAGACAGGUGGGAGAGGGGGGUAUGGCGAGCAGGCGGACAGGAAGUGAGACAGAAUGUCAGUACAGGAUGUCUGACAUAGAUCUCUGGGCUCCAGCUCUGUGACCUGCCCUUCAGAGCAGCGGUCCCCAACCUUUUUGGCACCAGGGGCUGGCUCCGUGGAAGACGGUUUUUCCACGGACGGGGAGGGGUGGUGCAGGGAAUGGUUCAGGAGGUAACGCCAGCGAUGGGGGGCGAUGGGGGGCUGCGGAUGAAGCUUUGCUCGCUCACAACCACUCACCUCCUGCUAUGUGGCCCAGUUCCUAACAGGCUGCGGACCUGUAUCGGUCGGAGGCCCGCGUGUUGGGGACCCCUGCUUUAGAGCACCCCGCCAGUAGAACCAGUUCCAAUGUCACCAGAGUAGCACAGAGGCAGGACCAGGAGGCAAUCUGAGGAGCUUCACUGAGAUUCCACACCCGUGUGCCCGUGGUGUUCCCCACUGACCCUUGGUUUGUGGUCUGUCGGUCCCCGAGGCCUCGGUGUCACAGAUGCUCCAGUUCUCUCCACCACGUGUGCUUGGUAACACCCCGCCCUUUAGAAUGUUAAGUCCUCAGAAGUUCCAUGUGGUGCCGAGAGGGGGACCUGCCAGCUCAUUCCCUGCCCCUCCCCCCUUCCCCUUCAUGCCCAUCCGGAUGAACCUGCGUCACUCCCAGGCACUGCCAAGCCAGCCCUGGCAAAGGAGGUCCCUGGCCAUAAGCUGGAAUUGGGGUAGAGAAGUUCCCAGAAA
Messenger RNA from Physeter macrocephalus (sperm whale), 4635 nucleotides. RefSeq names its product sodium/potassium-transporting ATPase subunit alpha-2. Gene Ontology annotation, biological process: intracellular sodium ion homeostasis; sodium ion export across plasma membrane; potassium ion import across plasma membrane. Gene Ontology annotation, cellular component: plasma membrane; cell projection; sodium:potassium-exchanging ATPase complex. NCBI's taxonomy places the organism in Eukaryota, Metazoa, Chordata, Mammalia, Artiodactyla, Physeteridae. Gene Ontology annotation, molecular function: ATP binding; P-type sodium:potassium-exchanging transporter activity; ATP hydrolysis activity. The transcript has 23 exons. The coding region runs from base 16 to 3240 and encodes 1074 amino acids. The record is from RefSeq and is a predicted model, not a curated record.